CUCCGCCCCAAGGGUGAGGCCACACCUACCUGGCCCUUGAGGGGUUUACGUGUGGCUCAGCAGGGCUGCCGCAGGGGAAGCUGGGCCAAGAUGGCGUCAGUGAGGAGGGCGCUACCUCGGAGACUGGUGGGCUUGACGUUCCUCCGGGCCGUCAGCACCUCAUCUCUGGGUACAGUCCCAAAGCAGGUGAAAAUUGUUGAAGUUGGACCCCGAGACGGACUACAGAAUGAAAAGAAUAUCGUACCUACACCCAUGAAAAUCAAGCUGAUAAACAUGCUUUCUGAAGCAGGACUCCCCGUUAUAGAAGCCACCAGCUUUGUGUCACCCAAGUGGGUUCCCCAGAUGGCUGACCACUCUGAAGUGUUAAUGGGCAUCCAGAAAUUUCCUGGCAUCAACUACCCAGUCCUGACCCCAAAUUUCAAAGGCUUCCAGGCAGCGGUUGCUGCUGGAGCCAAGGAAGUAGCCGUCUUUGGAGCUGCCUCGGAGCUGUUCAGCCAAAGGAAUGUCAAUUGCUCCAUAGAAGAGAGUUUGCAGCGGUGUGACGACAUCUUGAAAGCCGCCCGGACAGCGAGCAUUGCUGUGCGGGGGUAUGUUUCCUGUGCACUUGGAUGCCCCUAUGAAGGGAAGAUCUCCCCGGCUAAAGUGGCUGAGGUCACCAAGAAGUUGUACUCAAUGGGCUGCUAUGAGAUCUCCCUGGGGGACACAAUCGGCAUGGGCACCCCUGGGAUCAUGAAGGACAUGCUAUCUGCUGUCAUGCAUGAGGUGCCAGUAUCUUCCCUGGCUGUCCACUGCCAUGAUACCUACGGCCAGGCCCUGGCUAACACCUUGAUGGCCCUGCAGAUGGGAGUGAGUGUCGUGGACUCUUCUGUGUCAGGACUUGGAGGCUGUCCCUAUGCAGAGGGGGCAUCAGGAAACUUGGCCACUGAGGACCUUGUCUACAUGCUGUCUGGCUUGGGCAUUCACACGGGUGUGAACCUCCAGAAGCUCCUGGAAGCUGGGACCUUUAUCUGUCAAGCCCUGAACAGAAAAACCAGCUCCAAAGUGGCUCAGGCUACCUGUAAAUUGCAAGGUGCAUACAAACCAUUACCGGCAGUUGCGGAGGAGCGGGGUACGGUGCGUGAUGGUUGAGCUCAGUCGGCACUGGAAUUCCUAUUUAGUUUCAGACGUUCCUCC
Manis pentadactyla (Chinese pangolin) is the source of this 1173-nucleotide messenger RNA. RefSeq names its product 3-hydroxy-3-methylglutaryl-CoA lyase (gene HMGCL). The record is from RefSeq and is a predicted model, not a curated record. Gene Ontology annotation, biological process: ketone body biosynthetic process; L-leucine catabolic process. Gene Ontology annotation, molecular function: hydroxymethylglutaryl-CoA lyase activity. The coding region runs from base 91 to 1128 and encodes 345 amino acids. The transcript is spliced from 10 exons. Lineage: Eukaryota; Metazoa; Chordata; Mammalia; Pholidota; Manidae.